AUGGUGCUAAAACUCAGUGCAAUGAAGUACAUGCCGCUGAUAGCGUUCCAGCUGGUACUAGUGGCUUUGUUCUUCGUGUUUACAAGAUAUGGACGGGACAAAGAUGUCGACGUCAAAGGAUUUGAAGGCACUCACGUUAUGAUAUUCAUUGGCUUCGGUUUCCUCAUGACGUUCCUCAAGAAGUACUCGUACAGCGCCCUGGGGUUCAACUGGCUGCUGGCAGCGCUGGUGGUGCAGUGGGCCCUGCUCUGCCAAUCGUUCUACCACAUGGAAAACAACUACAUCUACAUCACCAAGAAAUCUUUACUAGAAGCAGACAUCAUGGCGGCCACGGUGCUAAUCACGUUUGGAGCGUUGCUCGGAAUAGCAAGCGGCAUACAGUUGCUAUUCAUUGCUAUUGUUGAAACCGCAGUGGCCUGUCUAAAUCUUUGGUUGGUGACAGACGUAUUCAAGGCAGCUGAUGUUGGUGGCUCAAUAGCAAUACACACGUUUGGUGCGUACUUUGGCCUCGGUGUCAGUGCGGCGCUGAGAAAUAAAAAAACGGAUCCAGCUGGUGGUAACGGUCACACGGUACAAACAGUCGACCUCAAUGGACCCAGCUAUGUGUCAGAUGUCACUGCCAUGAUAGGUUCUAUAUUCCUGUGGAUUUACUGGCCGUCUUUCAACUCCGGGCUGACCAACACCGACGUGGAGUAUCAGAGAGCUGUCAUCAACACAUACCUGUCGCUGGCUGCAGCCACGGUGACAACGUUCGUGGUGUCGUCAGCUGUGAGCAAGCACCAUGGCAGGCUGGACAUGGUGCACGUGCAGAACUCGACGCUGGCGGGAGGGGUGGCCGUGGGCUCCGUGUGCAACAUGGAGGUCGGCCCCGGAGGCGCCAUCGUUGUGGGCGUGGGCGCCGCCCUGGUCAGCGUGAUCGGGUACACCUACCUCACGCCGCGGCUCACCAAGUUGGGUAUCUUGGACACUUGCGGCGUGCACAACCUGCACGGGAUGCCCGGUGUCUACUCCGGACUGCUGUCGGUGCUGUUCGCUGGGAUCGCCACCCAGCAGACCUACGGGGCAGAGGAGCUGGUCAACGUAUUUCCUAGACUGGCCACGCUAUAUCUAAACUCUAUUCAUCGCCUGUUGAUGCUUCAAUUAUCAACGAAACGAACGAACGAACGAACUGUGAAGAGAACGAGAAGCUGUGGUAAGGUAUCAACACUGACGGAAGGUCUUAAUGCUUGUAGAAGCGGUAGUAAGGUAUCCACACUGAGGGAAGGUCUUAAUGCUUCUAAAAGCGGUAGUAAGGUAUCCACACUGAGGGAAGGUCUUAAUGCUUCUAGAAGCGGUAGUAAGGUAUCCGCACUGAGGGAAGGUCUAAAUGCUUGUAGAAGCGGUAGUAAGGUAUCCACACUGAGGGAAGGUCUUAAUGCUUCUAGAAGCGGUAGUAAGGUAUCCACACUGAGGGAAGGUCUUAAUGCUUCUAGAAGCGCUGGUAAUUGUAUCCACACUGAAAGAAGGUCUUAA
Molecule: messenger RNA, 1512 nt
Organism: Achroia grisella
Lineage: Eukaryota; Metazoa; Arthropoda; Insecta; Lepidoptera; Pyralidae
Gene: Rh50
Product: ammonium transporter Rh type A
Exons: 8
Coding region: 1-1512 (503 amino acids)
Biological process (GO): ammonium homeostasis; ammonium transmembrane transport
Cellular component (GO): plasma membrane
Molecular function (GO): ammonium channel activity
Source: RefSeq, a predicted model, not a curated record